Verruconis gallopava is the source of this 1805-nucleotide messenger RNA. RefSeq lists its product as uncharacterized. The record is from RefSeq and is a predicted model, not a curated record. Gene Ontology annotation, cellular component: cytosol. Lineage: Eukaryota; Fungi; Ascomycota; Dothideomycetes; Venturiales; Sympoventuriaceae. Gene Ontology annotation, biological process: heme biosynthetic process. Gene Ontology annotation, molecular function: zinc ion binding; porphobilinogen synthase activity. The transcript is spliced from 4 exons. The coding region runs from base 440 to 1561 and encodes 373 amino acids.
UUUUUUUUUUUUUUAAACACCUUUGUAGAAAGGAAAAGAGCCCGAGCCUUGAGGCGGUGCGCGCAUCUGAGAAACGGCGCUGUCGUGCUGCUGGCCUUUUGAAACCGCCCCGUCUGGCAUUUCUCGAGCUGCUCUGACCGCCCGCUACUCCGCGUCUCUUUUCUUGUUUGUUUAUUUCUUUUUCCUUUUUCUCUCUUGGACUUUGUUGAAAGCCGGCGUCUUUCGAAGUCGGCUCGGUCCCGUUGGAGGAGCCACGCUUCUAUAGUUUGGCCUAGCCUUGUUUGCACGCUUCAAUCGCGGCCCCAAUCUCGACUCGUGCGGGACUGGAAUCUGAAGUAGCGGAUUGAACCUUGUGAGCGCUACAGGUCACUUGCGCAAGGACGCAUCGCCACGACUCCGGUGGCAUACCCGCUGUAUCUGUUCGACUGGAGCGCCGACCAUGUCGUUCUCUUCGCUGGUCUCCGACCUCACCUUCAAGGACAAGGAGCGCAGCUCCCGCGCGGAGACGUCCUCGACUCUGUCGCGAGCCAAGUCGUACGUCAGCACGGCGGCGACGAGCGUCAGCAUAUCCGGCGACAUCUCCAGCCAGCUACAUGGCGGAUACAAUCACCCUCUCGCGCGAUCAUGGCAGGCCGAGCGGCAAUUGACCAAGAGCAUGCUCAUCUAUCCGCUCUUCGUCUCCGACCAGCCUGACGAAGAGACGCUGAUUCCCUCUCUCCCGAAUCAAUACCGCCGCGGCAUUAACAAGCUCGUUCCUUUCCUGGAACCGCUGGUGCAAAAGGGCCUUCGCUCCGUGAUCCUCUUCGGCGUUCCCAUCGCGCCAGGUGUCAAGGACGUGUGGGGCACGGCAGCAGACGACCCAAAGGGCCCCGUCAUUCAGGCGAUCAAGCUCUUGAGAAAGAGAUUCCGAGACCUGUUCAUCUGUGCGGACGUGUGCCUGUGCGAGUACACGAGCCACGGCCACUGCGGCAUCCUGAGAGAAGACGGCGGGCUGAACAACGUGCAGAGCGUGGAGAGGAUCAGCGAUGUGGCAAUCGCAUACGCCAAGGCGGGCGCCCACUGCGUCGCGCCGAGCGACAUGAACGACGGAAGGAUACGGGCGAUCAAGUUGAAGCUGAUUGAGGAAGGCAUCGCACACCAAACUGUGCUGAUGAGCUACGCCGCCAAAUUUUCGGGCUGCUUAUAUGGGCCGUUCCGCGACGCCGCCGGUUCGUGCCCGUCGUUUGGGGACAGGAAGUGCUAUCAACUCCCACCCGGUGGGCGUGGUCUGGCUCGGCGAGCGAUCACAAGGGAUGUGCACGAGGGUGCCGACGUCAUUAUGGUAAAGCCCGCGAGCCAGUAUCUCGAUAUAAUCAGCGAUGCAAAACAGCUUGCCCCGGACCUCCCAAUUGCCGCAUACCAAGUAAGCGGAGAAUAUGCGAUGAUCCACGCAGGCGCGACAGCGGGCGUAUUUCCUCUGAAAGACAUCGUUUUCGAAUCCCACGAGGGAAUCCUGCGCGCGGGAGCUACAAUAAUAGUGACCUACUUCGUUCCGGAGUUGCUGGACUGGCUCACUACAUGAUCUGAGCACAUCUUCGGCUGACAGACCGAAGGUCUCGCCGCCAAUGAAAAGGCGUGACACAAAUGAAAAAAAAAAAAAAAAAAACAAAUCGUUUCCACUCAUGUACAAUAUGAUCAAGGGCGCAGAUACUAGCAUACUUCGAAUUAUGAAUGAUUUACGCGCUCAUCCCUCUUCAUCACGCCACAUGAAGUCUUCUCAUGCCGUGAAGGAGUAAGUCGUAAUGUUGGUUUUAAUGUCUAAGAAC